Molecule: messenger RNA, 3316 nt
Organism: Mus pahari (shrew mouse)
Lineage: Eukaryota; Metazoa; Chordata; Mammalia; Rodentia; Muridae
Gene: Fam161b
Product: FAM161 centrosomal protein B
Exons: 8
Coding region: 74-1831 (585 amino acids)
Biological process (GO): cilium organization
Cellular component (GO): cilium
Source: RefSeq, a predicted model, not a curated record
UACCUCGCCGCCGGCGCCGCUGUCACCGUUGUCACCGCUGCUGUCACCUCUGCUUCUCUCUCUAGUUAGGAAGAUGACUGUGGGGAGGACUGCGGGAGGCCCCGAGUGCGCCGAGUGGAGCCGUGAGAUAUUUCCCCCCAAAUCCUCCUCCUCAGACACUGAGCCAGAAGAUGAGCUGUUUGGAGAUGGGCUGGUUUUGCCCAGAGCUGGCAAACUCCAUGAGUUCCUCAGCCCAGAGGAGGACACAGAUUGUACUUCCGACUCCUCGGGGAGCUUUUACAGAACCCCACAGGUCCCGAAGCAGAGAGGCGGGUGGGAUCUAUCUGAGUCUCUCUUUCAGUCUGAUCCAGAUAGUGAUCUGAAUGGCUCUGAGGAUGAGGACGACUUGGAGAGCUUCUUCCAAGACAAGAGCAGGGGGAAACAAGAGCAGGACCCUCCAUCUCUUAGGCAUGGCUCCAUGAGGCGCUGCAGCUCCAUGACUAGCUUUCCUUCUGACAUUCCCAAGGCUCAGAUCCUGCCAACCUCAGAGUCUGGGCCUCCCUCCCAACACAGAAGUGUUUGCUCUUGGGCAUCUUCCAUCACUGUCCCUCAGCCAUUCCGCAUGACACUGCGUGAGGCCCGGAAGAAGGCCCAGUGGCUGGCCUCACCUGCCUCUUUUGAGCAGGAAAGGCUACAGGCCCAGAAGCAGGGCCAGGAAGAGGCGGAGUGCCAUCGUCAGUUCCGGGCCCAGCCUGUGCCCGCACACGUCUACCUGCCCCUCUAUCAGGAGAUGAUGGAGCGUAGAGAGGCAAGGAGGCAUGCUGGGAUUCAGAAGAGAAAGGAGCAACUUCUCUCCUCCCUGAAGCCCUUCAGCUUCCUUGAGAAGAAAGGGCAGCAGAAGAAAGAUACUCCACAGAGGGACUCGGCUGCGGUGGCUCAGACCAAGGUCCCCCCAAAGAAGGCCACUUCUAGAAAGAUCCCCAAGUCCAUUCUAGAACCAGCCCUUGGCGACAAACUCCAGGAAGCAGAGCUCCUCAGGAAAAUCCGAAUCCAGAUGAGGGCCAUGGACACGCUCCGGAUGGCUUCCUCCCCUGUCAGCACCACCGGAAACAGGGCUCCCCGAACGGCUACACGCACCCAGGAGGAGAAGCUGAGCUUUCUACAGACUGAGUUUGGAUUCCAGCCUAAGGUGAACCCUGUGGUCCCCGACUAUGAGGGCCUUUACAAGGCUUUCCAGAAAAGAGCUGCCGAGAGAAGGGAGACACGGGAGACAACUCGAAAUAAGCCCUUCUUGCUAAGGACUACCAACCUGUGUCACACUCCACGAUCCUGUGAUGCUGAUACUGCUGGUGGAGGGAAGAAGUCCCCUCAGCCAACAGCGACUCCCUUGCCAAGGAGUCAUUCUCUGAGUGGUCUCGCUUCUUUUUCUGCCAACACUCUCCCUGUGCACAUCACAGAUGCUACCAGGAAGCGGGAAUCUGCGGUCCGAAUGUCACUUGAAAAGAAGGACAUGAGCAUUCAGUGGUUGGAGAUGCACAAAAAGAAUUGUCAAGCCAUGUCUAAAUCAGUGACCUUGAGGGCCAAGGCCAUGGAUCCCCACAAAAGCCUGGAAGAAGUGUUCAAAGCAAAGCUUAAAGAGAAUCGGAGCAAUGACCGUAGAAGAGCAAAGGAAUAUAAGAAAGAACUGGAGGAAAUGAAGAAAAGAAUACAAUCAAGGCCCUAUCUCUUUGAACAAGUUACUAAGGCGCUGGCCAGGAAAGAAGCAGAAGAGCGCUAUCGGGAUGCCCUGAAGCAGGCCGGCCUGGAGGAGGAGUUUGUGAGAACCAAGAGUCAAGGCACAGAGGCAGUGUGAUGGAGAGAAAGCCAACGUCAAGGAUUCUCACUGGUAAGAGGUAUUGGUGUCAUCCCCAAGGACGCCACCAGGAGGGAAUGUAGAGACGUGUUACUUAUGUGAGAUAGCAGCCCUGCACUUACACAACACCAUCCACACGCCCCUGAGCAACAUUGUCUAUGUGAGGUGAUGAGUCUGCCAUUCCUGGUCCUUACAGCUAACGCCCCAGCAUUACCUCUUUCAUAACUGACAUAUCAUAAGGCAAGGAGAGAAAAGCAGAGUGCUGCUGUUAUUUCCAGUUUUAUUAAGUCGAAGUAAUUCUUGUUUUCUCUUUAAAAUUCCAUUCUACCAAAUAAAAUAAUGAAAAUGUUAGGACCAUUCUUAAACCUCACCGAUCCUUUCUAUUUAAAAUAUUGUUUUUUCAGCAUCCGUGAAGCUACAAAACUCAGCAUCCGAGGUUGACGGCUCGAUUUAGAAGACUCUACAACUGCCUGCUGGCCCCAGGCUGGAACAGUAAUGGCUUGAACAGCUAACCAAUCUGCUUGUUGAAAUAGGUCACUCACCAUAUCACAUCAGAGCAUCAAGCAACCAAUUGGGGAGGAGCUUGAAUUUAGAGUCAUCUGUUAGGGUUUGGGAGAACAGACAGAACUUCAGAGAUCAAAGUGGAGCCGGAGGUGGAUGUGCCUUAGCCCAGUGUUAAAGGCUCUUGCUUUGCACUUUACACUUAGAAGUAGGUAUAGAAAAUAAAAGUAGAGCCCACAUCUAUCGAGUAGGUAUAAGAGGAACAGAGGUAAGAAAACAGGUAACAAUAAGGAAACAGAAAUCUAGGACAGCCAGACUAAAUACAUUUUCAUCAGUUUCAGUAACCUGGAAUCUUAGCAGCUAAACAUAGGAAUACUGUGUGUGAAAUACAACAUGAUUCUCAGCCCACAUCUGCAACCUUAAGUACAGGCCUUAUCAUUAGCACCUGACACACUAGGACAAGUCAGUUCUUAUUGUUUGUAGGAUUAAUUUGAAAGUUUUUUGUUUUUUAAAGAUUUAUUUAUUUAUUUUCUAUGAACACACUGUAGCUGUCUUCAGACAAAUCUAGAAGAGGGCAUCAUACCCCAUAACAGAACUACCAUGUGGUUGCUGGGAUUUGAACUCAGGACCUCUGGAAGAGCAGUCAGUGCUCUUAACCACUGAGCCAUCUCUCCAGCCCCCUAUAGGAUGUUUUCUUCCUCACCCCCUUGUAACACCCCUCUUCAGGUUGUUGAGAAUGAAAAAUGUUUCCAGAUAUUGCCAAAUGGCCUUUAGAGAGCAAAAAUGUCCCAGACGGAGAAUGGCCCCCGUAGAAAGCACAGACUGGUAAUUUUAGAAAAACAAUUGCUAGGAUGAUUAUGCGAGUCGACAGCAAACGCAGAGCGGCAGUUCUUUUCUACCAUCCUCUGAAAACACUAUCUGCAUACGUAUGUCAGCAGAGUUCACUUUCAAUAAAACUUCUUUGACUGAUGUUUUACUCAUAGG